Messenger RNA from Uranotaenia lowii, 1379 nucleotides. RefSeq names its product MRG/MORF4L-binding protein (gene MrgBP). The record is from RefSeq and is a predicted model, not a curated record. Bases 298 to 906 code for a protein of 202 amino acids. Gene Ontology annotation, biological process: regulation of transcription by RNA polymerase II. The transcript is spliced from 4 exons. Lineage: Eukaryota; Metazoa; Arthropoda; Insecta; Diptera; Culicidae. Gene Ontology annotation, cellular component: NuA4 histone acetyltransferase complex; nucleus.
AAAUGAUGAUAUUAUCGAAUCAAGUGUCAAAACUUCUUGUAAAUUCUCAAAACAAAACAGGAAAAAGUGUUUUUUCGGAGUUAAAUGGAAUAAUUAUUAACCCUUGUUUGGAGCAUAUGUUAUUUUCAGUUUUAUGAAAAAUAAAUUAUGCCAAAUUUUAGCGGCCUGUAAAAACAUCGCCAUACCAGAAUAUUUCCAGUCCGGCUUUUUGGAAUCAAAGCGUUGGAUAAAGGAUUACUUUCAAGUUGUCAGGAAGCCGCUUAAUAUCCAACAAAAUCCCAUUCAAAUUACAACAUAAUGGCCACAGUGAAGGAAAAAUCCGAACCGGAAUAUUUCGAAUGGAGUCCGGAGGACGAAAUCCAGUUGUUCUUCGCCAUGGACGGCUUGCGCCCCGUCGGCAUCAAUCGGCACUUCUUCCUGGCCUGCAUUGUGGAACGUUUGUCGAAGGCGCUUAAUCGGAACGUCAGCAGCGAAGCUGUUUGGUCCCACCUCAAGACCCUGUACAACCUUAAAGCCCUGGACGAAUUGGAGCAGUUGCCGUUCCCGAACGACGAGACUGAUUUUGUAUUGCCGGAAGAGGAAUUCGGUACGGAAAUUAAAUUCAAAACCGAGGAGGAACCGGUCAUUGAUGAGUCGAAAAAGUCGGAAAGCAAACCGGAGCCAACAACUGUGAAACCAGCCAAAGACAAAGAACCAACGGAAAAGGAAAAACCCUCGUCAACGGAGAAGGAAGUUAGAGAAUCGGUGAAACCAACCAAAGCGGCGAAACAAGAAGCGCUAGUAGAGAGUACCCCAAAACGACCUCAGAAACGCACCCGGGGAUCCAUGUCCUUAGAACCGAAUUCGAGUAACAGCCCAGCAAGCACUCCGCCCCACGUUCAGGUCACGAAAAGACGAAGGAUUUAGAGGAUUUUACACUAAACACAAUUGAGAAGAAAACUAUUUAACGCAAUGUAUUAUAAAAUUUGGAUUUAUAUGACUAAGCAUGUAAGUUUCUGUUCUUUCACAACCUUGUCAAUUGGGUGCAGAAAGGUUUUUGUGAUUGAUUGAGGUUGAAAAAUUUAAUACAAUUUGAAAAUCUGAAGAAAUAACAGCGAUUUUCCAAAAAACUACAUUUUCAAAAAAAAAAUAAAUAAAUUUGAUUUUUGCAAUUUUUCCGCAUACACCAAGAUUUUUUUUACACUGAUAUAAAUACGUAUCGCGUAAAAAAACCGUGCAAAAAAAACAGUGUUAAUUCCCGAAAACCGCGUAAAAACCGUGCUAAUUGGGGAAAACCGUGUAAAAAAGACCUCUAAAUCUCUGCAGCUUUUAAACUUGAAACAAUCAUAUAUGUAACUUGACACUUAAGACCUGAGACAAAUAUAGUAAUUUUAAUGUGA